UUAAGUGUUUAUUAAAGGAAUAAAAAUCCAUUCCUCCUUGGAGGACCGCGGCGUCCCUAGGGAACACACCCACCUAGCAACCGGGACCAGAGCUGGAGCGCUGCGCCUUUAAUUCCGGGGCGGGCGGGGGGCGGCGGGAAUUUCUGCUCCGGUUCCCUCUGCAUCGCCAGGGCAGCUGUCACCUGUAAGGCGAGCGCGGCGCGGGGGAUGCAACCCGGCGCCCAUUGGACAGAACACAAAGGCAGAAACCUACCCCGAAGGCCGGGGCCCGGCGGGGCGCUGGGCGUGGGCGCUCCCCGCGGCCCCCGGAGCCCUUUGCCCCGAGACGCUCCAGCCCGGCGGCACCGGCGCGACCGAGGUCCAGCUUCGGGGACACGCCCGGCCGGCCGCGGGGAAGGCGCCAGGUGAGCGCGGCCGCGCCUCCCGGAACCCCGCUCCCGCGCGUCCCGCGGCGACGCGGCGCCCACCCGCCCCGGCAGCCAGGAACCCAGGGCCCCACCAUGGCGCUGGCCGCCGCUGCCGCCGCCGCCGCUGCGGCUGCCGGGGUGAGCCAGGCGGCGGUGCUGGGCUUCCUGCAGGAGCACGGCGGGAAGGUGCGCAACUCCGAGCUGCUGAGCCGCUUCAAGCCGCUGCUCGAUGCGGGCGACCCGCUGGGCCGCGCUGCCCGCAGAGACCGCUUCAAGCAGUUCGUCAACAACGUGGCGGUGGUAAAGGAGCUCGACGGCGUCAAGUUCGUGGUGCUGAGGAAGAAGCCGCGGCCCCCGGAGCCCGAGCCCGCACCCUUCGGCCCCCCGGGGACAGCGGCCCAGCCGUCGAAGCCCACUGUGGUCUUGCCGGGGGGCACCUCUGCCCCGGGAGCUCCGCCCUUGGUCCUGGUGCCGCAGCCAGUGGAGCCGCCAGGGGACCUGGGUCUGCCAACAGAGCCACAGGACACCCCGAGGGGGCCGGCCUCCGAGCCUGCUCAGCCGCCCGGGGAGCCAUCCGCCGCCCCACCGCUUCCAGCCCUCGAGCUAGCCCAGGCCACCGAGAGACCCUCCGCAGACGCGGCCCCACCGCCUAGGGCCCCUUCUGAGGCGGCCUCGCCCUGCUCUGAUCCGUCAGACCCGGAGCCCGGGCCCGGGGCAGUGAAAGGGCCGCCGCAGCAGAAGCCCUGUAUGCUGCCCGUCCGCUGCGUCCCGGCCCCCGCCACGCUCCGCAUCCGGGUGGAGGAGCAGGGCCUGCGCCGGCAGCUGUCGGAGGAGCCGAGUCCGCGGAGCUCCCCUCUGCUGCUGAGGCGGCUCUCGGUGGAGGAGUCCAGUCUGGGCCUCGGCCUGGGCCCGGGCCGCUCCCCGCACCUGAGGCGCCUGUCGCGCGCCGGCCCGCGUCUACUGAGCCCCGACGCCGAGGAGGUGCCCGCCGCGCCGCCGCCGUCCGCCGUGCCCCUGGAGCCGUCCGAGCACGAGUGGCUCGUGCGGACCGCCGGGGGCCGCUGGACCCACCAGCUGCACGGGCUGCUGCUGCGCGACCGCGGCCUGGCGGCCAAGCGCGACUUCAUGUCUGGCUUCACGGCCCUGCAUUGGGCCGCCAAGAGCGGCGACGGCGAGAUGGCGCUGCAGCUGGUGGAGGUCGCGCGGCGCAGUGGCGCACCAGUCGACGUGAACGCGCGCUCCCACGGCGGCUACACGCCGCUGCACCUGGCUGCGCUGCACGGCCACGAGGACGCUGCUGUGCUGCUGGUGGUGCGUCUGGGUGCCCAGGUGCACGUGCGUGACCACAGCGGGCGUCGCGCCUACCAGUACCUGCGGCCCGGCUCCUCGUACGCGCUGCGCCGCCUUCUUGGCGAUCCAGGCCUGCGAGGCACCACGGAGCCAGAUGCGACCGGUGGUGGAAGUGGCAGUCUUGCUGCCAGGCGCCCGGUACAGGUGGCCGCCACCAUCCUCAGUUCCACCACCAGUGCAUUUCUAGGCGUCCUGGCUGACGACCUCAUGCUCCAGGACCUGGCCCGAGGCUUGAAGAAGUCGAGCUCCUUCAGCAAGUUCUUGAGCACCUCGCCCAUGGCUCCACGUAAAAAGACAAAGACCCGUGGUGGUCUUCCAGCCUUCUCAGAAAUCUCUCGUCGACCUACUUCGGGGCCUUUAGCUGGUCUAGUGCCCAGUUUGCCUCCAACAACCUGAAGGUCCCUGGGGGCUACCACCUGGUUGAUCUAUCGUGGCUUGCUCGUCGCAGCCCAAACCCGCCCAAGACCGCAGCCCAAUCAACGCCUGGAGCCUCAUUCUGUUUCCAACUUUGUCCAGGGCAGCCUGUUUAACCCAAAUGGGCCUGCACCUCCAGCUUCUUUCUGAAGCAUGACCCAUCUCUAGAGAUGGGAUUUGAGAAAUCAGUGAGAGCUUCCUAUAAAGAACUCCAGGAGACAGGCCUGAACUCUAGAGGGAACUUGAAAUCCAGGGUCAAAGGUUAAGGGGCAGCAGCUGGUCUGGCCCCUGAAUGCCUUCACCUGAUGCCUCUGCAGCUACACAAUCCCAAGCCAGAACUAGAGCAAGGGUCUCUUUAAAUGUUAAAAGAUGUUAGGUUGUCAGCUUUAAGAUAUGUGGUGGUUUUGUAAUUUGAUGCUUUUAUUCUGUUUUUAAAUUGAAAUGAGGUAAAGCAACUUUCAUAGUAACAUUUUGGAAUUAUAUUUUUCCACUUUUAGGCAAAGUGCUUAGACAUUUUCCAUUUUUUUGCUAAAUACUUUGGAAUUCUAUUUAAAAAAUAGAUGAUCAAGAUCUAAAGGAAAUUAAUCCCAACCAACAAACUUAAAAGUUUAUCUACCUCAUUUUAGGCAAUCAAGAUUCUGGAGAGUCUUGAACACAGAAUAACGAUUGUGACCAUUAUGAAUGUAACUAAUUUCAGUUGUACUGUGAAUGCUAAAUAUUUGCAAACAAGUACAUCUUGAAAGUAAAGGUGACUUAGAGAAAAGAGACGUUUUGGCAGAUACUUUUAAUUUGUGGUUGUCUCCAUCAUGAAAUAUAAACAUGUGUUUGGCACUUGUGGGUGGCUAUUUUGAUUUGGCAUGAAUACUUAAUUUUUUUAAAAAAUUGUGGUUUGUGAAUUGCACCUUUAUGCCAUGUUUCUGAAUCUGGUUUUCAAAUCCAGUGGAGCCUUUCAGUGCAAUAGGUGAAUAUUAAAAGAAAAAAAGUAAUAGUGUUAUGACAGAAAAAUGAGCGAUUAAAUAGUAAUGGAUAUGAUUAAGGAGCAAGUAUUUUAUAUGACUGUUCUGUACAAACAAAAAGUAUGUAAUACCCAUUUUACAAAACCAUUUGAAAGUAGACAACUUAUUCCAAAAUAGCAAAUGCAGAAUCUCUGCUCAGUGAGCUUGGAUGAGUGGCUUAACUUCCCUGGGCCUUUGUUCCUAUCUGUAAGUGAGAAAGUUUGUAGAUAUUGCCAAGAUCUCCCAGGCUCAAUACAGUGUAAUUAUUUUAUGUUUUUAAAGAUAUGAAAUCUAUUUACUCAACCAAUUUUUUAAAUAGCAUAUUGUGAUAAUGCUCUGCUUUUGCAAAUUGUGUUUGCAUGUCAUUCGUUUUAUCAAACAGUUUUGUGACAUGGGGUAGUGGAGCUUCCCUCCCCACCCCCCUAUGUGUCAGUGAAGCCUUUGAAAUUACUUAAGGCAGUCUUUCAUGGAAUGUUUUGAUUGAGCAAUGAAAUAAACAGUCCUCCAUUUUGUUUCCA
This is a messenger RNA of Symphalangus syndactylus (siamang), 3684 nucleotides long. It is a transcript of the gene SOWAHA, whose product is annotated as sosondowah ankyrin repeat domain family member A. NCBI's taxonomy places the organism in Eukaryota, Metazoa, Chordata, Mammalia, Primates, Hylobatidae. The record is from RefSeq and is a predicted model, not a curated record. Gene Ontology annotation, molecular function: protein binding.